CAGGCGGAGGUGACGUUUGAUGAUGUCGCCCUCUAUUUCACGGAGGAGGAGUGGCUGAGUCUGCAGGAGGAGCAAAAGAGUCUCUACAAGGAAGUGAUGAACGAUAAUUAUCAGAUGAUCCUCUCACAGACUCGCCCAGAUAUUAUAACCAACAUCGAGUUGGGGUGUGAGCCGUACAUCACCACAGCCAAGGCCAGCACCAUCAGAGGUUCCUGGCAAGGCGAGCGGUUGGCAGCCUCUGACAGAAGCAUAUUGCAGGAGAACAUCCAUGAUACGCAGAGCACCGAAUCCACGCCACCACUGAAGAGACAGCGGAGAUACCCCAGAGUGAACCCGUUCAGGUGGAUAAAGAAACACAAGAAGAGUAAAAGUCGUUCUCACCGAUCAUCAAGGAGGUCGGAGCAAAGAGAGAAUGGACCUAUUGUAGAGAGGAACUACGAGACCCCUCCCAUGUGUGGCGAUGUCUGCACAGACCAGCCGGAUGUAGUUGGGGAGGGGCACUCCGAACUGCGCACAGAGGACUCCUCAGACUCUGUGCAGACCAGUGAAAGGGAAAGCGAGCCGAGCUGCCUUCAGACUGAGGAUGGGAACAGAUCAGAAGAUCAAAGUUCACGGACAAUUCAAAUAACUGGCACCCAAUAUAAACCAGAUCUGAGGGUGACUCUGAGCAUCUCGGAGGAGGAACCUGGGAGUGUAGCGGACAGAGGGGAGGGGAUAGCAGACCUGGAACAGUAUACACUGCACACAGCAGAGGCUGAGAGAGCCACAAGCUCCUUAGAUACCGCUCCAUUCCCUGAAGAGCACACCACCGACACGAGGGAUGGAGAUGGACAUACGGAGAGCUGUGGAGGGGCUGCGAGUCCUCAGUCUUUACCCAAAACCACAGAGGACCUUACAGAUGCUGGGCAGACUCUCAGUGUAAAUGAGGAGGAGAUACCCCAAGAAAAGACUGCAUGUGAAGGAAUGGCUUCACCACGGAAGAAAGGAAAACGCGUCCAUUUUAGUGACACCAUUACCACCUUUAUUAUUGAGCCAGAAGACAGCGCUGAGAGGGAAUUUUUCGACAGCAUUAGGCUGCAGAGAAAAGUCUUUCCACGUAUUGUUAUUGUGAGUGUGGACCCGAAGGGAAGCACCACAGCAGAGUCAAUCAUGGUUACAAGGAGUCAGGGAUCCAAGCCUAAAGCCACCCAGCCAGAGCAGAAGACCACUGUGACACCUGACACUCUGGAAGGAGGAAGACAAGAUCUGAAAAGUCAAAAUUCCAAGAAAUGCAACAAUACGGUGAGGACAGUGGAGACGGUUGAAGCGCCAAGUGCAGUAUGUAGGCGAGACACUGCAGAGCCAUCCCCGUCUACGGGGCCUCUGCUGCAAUCAGAGAACAGAGGUGAAGAGUACCUGGUCACAAAGAGUCAGGACCUCAAACCUAAUUCCAUGCAGGCAGAAAGGGAAACCACCACGGUGCAUGGCAUGCUGGGAGGAGAAAACCAAGAACUGAAAAGUCAGAAUUCCAUGAAAUGCAACAAGACCAUGAAGACGAUGGAGGAAGUUGAAGGAUCAUCACUAAGUGCCGUAUGUGAGAAAGACACUACAGAGCCUUCCCUCUCCACAGGCCCAGGGGACACAAACAAAAAGGACGUAGGGACACAGAUAGACCCGAUUCACAAAGAGGAGAUUCAGCAACCAGCAAAUGAGAUCCAGCUCACUCCGCCACACCCGGCUGACGAAGAUCAGAACUUUGUAAAAUCUUAUUCUUGUUCUAAUUGUGGCAAAAUUACCCACUGGACGCGGCUCAACGAUCAGCAGAAAACUGAUGUAGAAAAGUCCUUUCUUCAUGUGUGCAGAAUGUGUAACCGGCAGAGAGAUAAAGGUGUAUUUAGUCCGCAAAAGGGCACACAAAAUACAACACCCACCAAAUAUGCCACCUCAGGUAAAAAUGUGACCGGAAGCCCUGCUAGAAAGAAG
Molecule: messenger RNA, 1962 nt
Organism: Staurois parvus
Lineage: Eukaryota; Metazoa; Chordata; Amphibia; Anura; Ranidae
Source: the annotation of a GenBank genome assembly